This is a messenger RNA of Helicoverpa zea (corn earworm), 1045 nucleotides long. RefSeq lists its product as uncharacterized. The transcript has 3 exons. NCBI's taxonomy places the organism in Eukaryota, Metazoa, Arthropoda, Insecta, Lepidoptera, Noctuidae. The coding region runs from base 148 to 624 and encodes 158 amino acids. The record is from RefSeq and is a predicted model, not a curated record.
UUUAGCCACUUUUGAAAUUCUGAUAGCACAUUAUCUGCGCGAGAUAAAUAAUUUUCCAAUUACAAAUCCACACGUAUUUGGACUCCUGAUAAGGCAGUCCUACCGAUAUGUUUACUAGUUUAUCACUAGGUGCCAAGCGAAGUGAAAAUGGCUGACCAAGAACACUUAGAUUUCCCGACAGAAGAUGGACCAUCUUUGGGCACGGUGAUCAGCGAAAAGUUAACCGAGUCCAUAGCAAAUAUGGAUCUAUUGAAUACGCUACAAAAAAUGGUAGCAGUAGAACCGGGUGAUGAAGAAUCGGAGGUCAUAAGGGAUAAGUUAAGAGGAGUUUUAGCUCAGUUCAAGGAUAUGACUGACGAUGAUAAGGCAGAGUUUGCUAAGAAGAUUAAAGAAGGUCUUGCUAGUAAAUUGAGUAUGAGGCUCAAGAAUAAUGAGAUGUUGGCUGGAGUUGAGGAUGCGAUCAGAGAAGCUGUGAUGACUAAGCUUUAUAUGGUGGCUGCGGCUGCGUUCGUCAUUCUAGUUUUAAUUGUAUUCUUCGGCUACAAACUUUACAAAUCGAUAAAGGAAAAGGAAAAGAAACGCGAGGAAAAGAAAAAAGCUAAGCAGAUGAAGAAAAAGAAAUGAUUUGACCCUAAGGAAAACUGGAGCGAGGCAACACUGAGUUGUGUAUGGGGAAUUAUGUAAAUAUUUAGUAAAUAUUUUUUUUUGAAAAUUCUUGCCAAAUCGGUCUAAUAAUGAAGGAAAUUUUAUUUAUUUUAUGUAAGUACGGUAAAAAUUUGCUCUUUUAGCUGUGCGUAGUACAUUUUUUAAUAAAAAAAUCUAUUAAUAAUUAAUACCAAUAUCCAAUGGUGUAAAUUACAGUUUUUAUCAUUAGUAUUUAAUGAUAUAUACUCUAAAUUAAAAAAAAAAUAUGUUUAGUUAAAUAUUACUAAAUAAACAUUUUUUUUAAAUAAGCCAAAAAUUGAAUUUAAGUACUUGAAAUCAAAAUACGUAAUUUUCCAAACACAACUUUAAAUCGACUGAUUAAAAACUAUUUAAGAUUAAA